AGCGUGAUGGGUAUAUUUGGGGUAUGCCACUGUGGACACUCGAAGAAAUGAUGCGAGGUUUGGAGAUACAUAGAAUAUUCAUUCCAUUUAUGAACGCACUACGUGAGGCACUCAAUAUCGAAUCGGAGGCUGGCGUGCAAACUUGCACCAUGCUCGGUGCUGUUGCGCGAGAGGAAAGCAAACCUGGCUGCACUGAAUCAGACAAUUCUGACGACAAUAAUGCGAUGCUUGUUGACAGCGACAAUACGGCACAAAUGAACCUGUCAUACGCUGGCUCGAGGGUUCCAGAGCCUACCAAAGAAGGUGCGACAGUUAUUAAAGGAAUGAAUGCUGUUGUCAAGGAGGAUGCUAUCAGUAGUUCCAUGAGGUUUGCGAAGGACGACAAAGGCAAUAGGAACAACGCGGAGACAGUGUUCAAAUUGCUGGUAAAGGAUGCAGUCCAUCGAUAUGGUGAAGCUGCUCGUGAUAUUAAGAGUGCUGUCUUCGACGGGUUUGCGCAAGCCGAAAAGAAGUAUCGAGCAGCGCUCACCUUGGAUACAGUGACUCUUGACGCGCUCAUAGAUGCACUAGCAUGUAUAGGAACAGAACAGGUGCCGGAUCCGGAGUCUUUUUCCCAUAAGCUCUUCUCGGUCGAACCAGUCGGAGGAGAAACUCAAUUGUCCUACGGACAUGAUACGUUUGUCCCGAAGUUCAAGUCCGACCAAAUAGGCAAGAUAGUUAUGGAGAGAGUACGGCGCUUGCAUGUUAAUCAAGCUAGGAAGUUUUCCCACCUGUUUGGGUUGUUUCCCGAGUCCUCUACACUAGGAGGUUGGAUCUUUGAAUCUUACGCCUGCCAUCUACUAGGAUCUGGCAAUAUUCAACAACGCUUGAUCCCUAUGCUUUUUAAAUCCUGUACAGAUACACAUCGUGUGUAUGAAGCUCGAUUACAUGAAGACUCAGGAACACGGCUACUGAAUCGCAUGAGAAAGCAGGCCUCCGUCACCUUCCCGGACGGAAAACUAGUGUUGGAUAAGGUAGACAAUAUCGAAGAUUGUCUCUGGGUCCCAGCACCUCGGAACCAUCCGCUCUUUGAUGCAUUCUUUGUGGACUUGGAUGUAAAAGACUCUUCUGUUACUAGCACAAUAUGGAUUGCUCAGAUGUCUUUGUCUGCAACACACAGCGGCUCGUCAGCAGGAUAUGCACAUGUCAAAUCUAUUGUACAGAAGGUUCAGACACGGGCAGAAAUGCUUCUCAAACCGGAUGGGGUACUGCAGAAUAGAGACACUAUAUCUCAGCAGAAGAUUUCAGUUAAGUACCUCUAUGUAUGCCCUAUGCCUGAACAACAGUGCACUUGGCGAUUGCCUUCUAACGGCUGGAUAAAUACAGUACAAGGGGAUGUGUUCUGCUUACAUCUUAACUGUCAUAGUUAUUUACCUUCCUAA
Messenger RNA from Fomitiporia mediterranea MF3/22, 1421 nucleotides. RefSeq lists its product as uncharacterized. NCBI's taxonomy places the organism in Eukaryota, Fungi, Basidiomycota, Agaricomycetes, Hymenochaetales, Hymenochaetaceae. The transcript has 2 exons. The annotation marks the transcript as partial. The record is from RefSeq and is a predicted model, not a curated record.